AUGGCCACUCGACCUCUCAUCUCUCUGCAAUUCCUUGCUUCCUCUUCUCUUUCAUCUUCUUCGUUAAACCAAACCCCACAAUUUCUCUUCCUUCCUAAUUCCACUAAACCCAGAAAAACCCGCAAAUGCUCGAGGACAAGUGUUCAAUGCUCGUCUAGUCUCAUCAUCAGUCCUUCCCUUCUCUUCCUAAACGGCUUCGAUGGCGGUGGAUUCGUCGAUACACAGACCUUCAUUGUCACUAUCAGUCUCGUCGUUGCAAUUGCACUCUCUCUUUUCCUCGGCUUCAAGGGAGAUCCAGUUCCAUGUGAGAGGUGUGGUGGAAAUGGCGGAACGAAAUGUGUCUUCUGUCAAGAAGGGAAGAUGAAAGUGGAAUCUGGUAUUGUUAACUGCAAAGUCUGCAAAGGAUCAGGUUUGAUUUUCUGCAAAAAAUGUGGAGGUUCUGGAUAUUCUCGCCGUUUAUAA
Microthlaspi erraticum is the source of this 462-nucleotide messenger RNA. Lineage: Eukaryota; Viridiplantae; Streptophyta; Magnoliopsida; Brassicales; Brassicaceae. The record is from the annotation of a GenBank genome assembly.